Messenger RNA from Prorocentrum cordatum, 1506 nucleotides. Lineage: Eukaryota; Dinophyceae; Prorocentrales; Prorocentraceae. The record is from the annotation of a GenBank genome assembly.
AUGACGAACGACGCAGGCAGCAAGCUGAUCACAGGAGUCGAAGGCGUCUACGACGUACCAUGGAAGCCACAUAUCGGACUGAAGUUCACAAUUCGUGGACAGGGACUUGCGACGCAGUGUAGGACGAUCAACCUGCCGAAGGCGUUCCCGCACCCACCGCGGAAGGGCAAGGCGCCCAACCCGCAGAGCAAGAGAUCUAAGAGACGCCUGCAGGCCAAGGCCAAGGAGGAGGCCGAGGCCACCGCAGCUGGAUCCCAGACCAUGGCGAUCGGCGGCAAGAACGUGGAGGAGCUGGACGACGAGCGCUGGGAGGCACUCUCCCCAGUCGCAGGCUGGGCCAGCUUCCCGAACACCGUGCGCGACGAGGCCCACGUGCAAGAGGAGUACAGGCACCACAUGGACGACGAUGAGGUCGACGUGUUCGCCGACCUGGACCCCGAGGACGAGGCCGAGGCAAUCAGGAUGUGCGGCGAGUUCGGCCAGGACCUGGAGCCGAGCUGCAUGCCGCCAGUGAGUCAGAACGCGUCAAAUCCCACGACGGUGCUCCUCGAGCCGUACGUGGGUUCACCGUCGCCUGUAAGUUUUGCAAUCUCUGGCGCAAGCAGCUUCGACCCCACCCGGCGUCAGAUCGCAAGUCCCACAUCGGCGCUCCUCGAACCGAUGGUGGGCACUGGCAGUCAGAACGCACGCCACAGCUUCGACACCGUCGGGCGUCAGAAUGCAAGACCCCCCUCGGUGCUCCUCGAGCCGACGGGGGGCUCAGCGUCGCCACAGAGCCACACCAACAUCGACGGGAGUCAGAGCGCAAAUCCCGCCACGGCACCGCCGUCGGUGGGUUCAACGUCGCCACGGCUCGAAACUAGAGGAGAAGACACGACCGAGAUGGGAGAGCUCUGGGAAAUGAUGGAGUUGGCUGCAGAGGCACCCGUGGAGAAAGAGGCCCCAGAGUACAUCACCAAGUGCGCCGCGUACCAAGCGACCACGCAAGCCUCCAGGGACCUCAGCCUGAGCUUCUCCUCCAUCAUGAACACGAUGGAGCACUUCUACUGCAUGGCUUACCGCAUCGACCCCCUUGACCGAGCGAAGUACUGCGGCAGAGGCGACCCGAGAACAUUCACCAUGCGCAAAGGCAAAGAGAAGCACGAGAGGAGAGAGCGGUAUGCAAACCGCAGAGCUGACUGGUGGAGCAGAGCCGAGAACACCCUGUCCUUGCUGGCGAGGCUGCGCAAGAAGAACAGGGACGUGAGACAGCAGCUGCACCUAGAGGCCGCAGGCAGACACCUCGCCUACGACGGCCUCCCGAACACCAGCGACCAGGCAUCGGACACGGCGAAGCUACACCGAGAGAUCUGGAGAGUGAGGCUGACAGACUUAAGCAAGGUCGACACAGACGUAAUCCUUGGCAUGGCGCAGCAGGCAGAGCAGGAGAAGCGGCUCGCACUCAAGAGGGACCUCCAAGAGAAUUCGCGGGCCUUCGCACAGUGGCUGGCGCGGGCUGAGAAGGAC